Messenger RNA from Cryptomeria japonica (Japanese cedar), 1493 nucleotides. RefSeq names its product coniferyl alcohol acyltransferase. Gene Ontology annotation, molecular function: acyltransferase activity, transferring groups other than amino-acyl groups. The transcript has 2 exons. Lineage: Eukaryota; Viridiplantae; Streptophyta; Pinopsida; Cupressales; Cupressaceae. The coding region runs from base 59 to 1438 and encodes 459 amino acids. The record is from RefSeq and is a predicted model, not a curated record.
UCCCUCUUCCUUUGAAUUGUUUUGAGUAUUGUACUAGGUGUGCUAGUUCAGAGCUACAAUGGACAAAGAGACGUUGAAAGAUUUCAGGGUGGAGAUCGUUCGAACCUCUGUCGUGCAAUCACCUGUACCAACAAAAGAUUGCACGCUCAAAGGUUCCAACAUAGAUCUCACUGUACCUGCCAUUAGUCCGGGUCACUUCUUUGUUUACAGAGCAGUGCAAGAUAAGACAUACCAAGAGAUUGCAAGCUCGAUUAAGAAGGCGCUCUGUGAGGUACUGGUACUGUUUUAUCCAGUUGCCGGAAGGUUUAUCAUCGGGCAUAACGGUGAGCCUGAGAUAGAGUGCAAUAAUCAAGGAGUGCCCUUCGUUGAAGCUGAAGCCGACGCCGCCAUUAAGGAUCUCGAUUUUUCUCAGCCAAGUUUUACUGCUGCAAAAUUGACUCCUAGGAGGCACCCUCUCCAAGGAGAAUCACCUUAUUGUAUUCCUGUUCUAGCUGUACAGGUGACGAAAAUGAACUGUGGCGGAAUCGUAGUGGGUUGUUGUUUUGAUCACAGAAUAGUAGAUGGAAUAAGCAGUUAUAAUUUCUUUAAAGCAUGGACGGAGGCAGCACAAGGUCUAUCAUCUUCCAUUAUUACGCCUUGCUUUGAUCGCUCACUCAUUACUCCCCGCCACCCUCUCAACACUUGUGCAGUGCGCGUCAUUGAUGGGCAUUACAUGGCACUGCCUUUCUCUGCUCUCGAUCGCACUGAGCCUCCUCCACCCCAAAUUGGCCGCAUCUAUCAUUUGGAUGCUCCUACGCUUCUCCAAUUGCAGGCUCUCGCAAACCAAACUCAAGGAAAAACUCCUGUUGGUAAAUCCAUAACAAAGAUGGAGGCGGUCUCUUCCUAUAUUUGGAAAGUUUUUACUCGAGCCCAAGCUUUGACUUCUUCAGAACCAACCAGAAUUGGUAUCCCGAUUGACGGGCGUGCAUAUCUGAACCUCCCUCCUUCCUACUUCGGAAACGUGAUAGCAAUUCCAUUCAAGGAGAGUUAUGCAGAGCACAUAUUAGAGCAGCCAUUAAGCAAGAUAGCAGAAAUUGUACGCAACGUUAUCAGUGCUUCUGCAAACAGUGAAUAUUUCAGGUCCGUCGUGGAUUGGGUGGAGGAGAAGAGACCAGCAGCGAUGUUAGUGAGAGUUUAUGGGGAGGAAGGGUCUGCUGUGGUGGUGUCGUCGGGAAUGAGGAUUCCAUUGUAUCAAUUUGACUUUGGUUGUGGGAAGCCUACGUUUUCAAGCGUAUAUUUUCCAUGGGGAGGAACAGCAGGGUAUGUGAUGUUGCAGGCGAGCCCCCUGGGAGAUGGGAAUAUGGUGGUGUAUAUGCACAUGGCCGAGAAGGACUUAGACGCCAUUGAAACUGAUCCUGAAUUUCUGUUCGUGAGGGUCAAUCGAAUGAAUUUCUGGUAAGAGAAAUAGUCUUGCAGAAUAGAGAUCCUAAAGGAAAUUCUGUGAGCUUUCAUGG